This is a messenger RNA of Phycomyces blakesleeanus NRRL 1555(-), 492 nucleotides long. RefSeq lists its product as hypothetical. The transcript is spliced from 2 exons. The annotation marks the transcript as partial. Lineage: Eukaryota; Fungi; Mucoromycota; Mucoromycetes; Mucorales; Phycomycetaceae. The record is from RefSeq and is a predicted model, not a curated record.
AAUCUCCCACGGAGUGAACGUCUUAAGUCUGAAAAUGUCAUUCUUGUUGGUAUGAUAUCUGGGCCGAAGGAAGCAAGCACUGACAGCAUGAAUCAUUACUUGAAGCCGCUUGUUAACGAAUUGUUGGAGAUGUACAUUGGUGUAGAAAUGACAGACUCACAAAAUAGAAAGAUUGUUGUUUGUGCUGCAUUGAUGUGUGUUGCCUGUGAUAUCUCUGCCACUCGCAAAACCUCUGGAUUUACUGGCCACAUGAGCACAUGCGCCUGUCACAAAUGUCAACAACAAUUCACGACUAUAAAGAAGACCAGCAAGCUUGACUACUCUGGAUUCAAGUAUAGCAAUUGGGCAAAUGCAUUGAACAAUACUGAGCAAACAUGUCUAGAAAAAGAAAAUGGCACUCGGUGGUCAGAGCUUCAUUGGUUAUCUUACUUUGACCUAGUCCGCUUUACAGUUAUAGACCCGAUACAUAACCUCUAUCUUGGAACUGCAAAG